AUGAACGGCGCACAACAACAACCCGGCGAUGCUGCCGCCGCCACCGCAGCAGUAGCAGCAGCAGCAGCCGCUGGCGCUGCCGGCGCACAGGAUGCCCAACCGGCGGACACGACAGCUGCUAAUGGCGGCAGCGGUGCCGGAUCGGCGCAAGAGGCCAUGGCUGCGGCCGCGAUUAACAAGAAGCGGAAAAAGGACGGCCUGAAGCCCAUCAUCACCACGGCGAAUCCGCCCGAGCAGGCGCAGGAAGGCCGCCAGACACCCUUUUCCGCCAAGAGGAUCCUCACUGCUAUCUUUGUGGCGGGGUGCAUGCGCUGGCAUCAACGAGAGACUUUUAGCGGGCGACGGGCAGGGCGCGAGCGAGCGGCAGACCAGAGCAGCACAACACAGCAGCAGCAGCAGCAGCAGCACCAGAUUGGCAAUGCGUGCGCACUCCUCGAUUGGAAGCCGGUGGAAGGGGAUAGCCCAAGGACAAACAACCCUCCUCCCCUCGCUGCGCGAUGGAGACAAGAAGGACACAAUGUUGAAGACAAGGUUUCUGCGCAUUUUCCUGGAUUAGCCCCGUUUCCCGAUGCCCCGACACUACCACUAUCACUGCUAUCACUCCCACCACCACUACCGUCUUUUUUUGGCCCCAAGCCAGAGGGCGAAAAGAGGGCAAAACGGACUACCCUAGCUUUUGCGGGGUCUUUUCUUGAGCGAGAAGACGCCGCAACUGGUUUUUGGUGGGACCGCCACUUUUCACCACCCUACACACCACCACCACCUCCACCACCAUACACUACACACCAGCCCGCUGCCAUCGCUAUCAUCCACCAUCCACCAUCCACCAUCCACCACCACUAUCCACCGCCUGCCCGCAGCCCGCCCGCCAUCGCCGCUAUACGCAAAAUUGCGCGCGAGAGCCAAACCACCCCGUCGAACCCUUGA
Thyridium curvatum is the source of this 927-nucleotide messenger RNA. RefSeq lists its product as uncharacterized. The record is from RefSeq and is a predicted model, not a curated record. The transcript is spliced from 3 exons. The coding region runs from base 1 to 927 and encodes 308 amino acids. NCBI's taxonomy places the organism in Eukaryota, Fungi, Ascomycota, Sordariomycetes, Thyridiales, Thyridiaceae.